GUUUGCGACUACUACAAUUAAACACAGAAGAAGCAGCAGCAGCAUUAGAAGAAGAAAAAUUAGAGGCAAUGUCGUAUGUGAAAUUGGUGUCACUGUGCGCCGCAGCUCCGGGUCUGACGGCCCUACUGAGCGGCUCAGUGCAGGCCGCUGCUGCUGCUGAGGGAAAGAAGAAGAACACAGAGCCGGUGGUGAACCUCCAUGAGCUGCCGUCUUUAUACACCAGACCUGAACCAGAGCCUGGUCGCGUGGAGCCAGAGGCCGGACCACUGGAGCAGAGCGUAGCGUCACUGAGGAAAUGGGCAGAGCCGUACACUGACCAGUGUCAGCAAACCAGUCAGACUGUGAUGGAGACAGCUGAGCGAAUUUACAAGACCAUGGAGCCGACCAUCGACACGUCACUUAAUAAAGUCACAGGUGUCUACCAGGUCCUCAGUGACCCGCCCGCUGACCUUUACCCCAGUGUCGCUGUGGUAGGAUUCUCUGGCUUCCUGGGUCUUUACGUGGCCAAAGGCUCCAGACUGAAGCAGCUGGUAUUUCCAGUUGGACUCGUGGCUCUGACUGCCUCCAUGUUCUACCCUCAGCAGGCCGCUGCCAUUUUAAAGGUGAGUGGAGACUCUGCGUACAGCUGGGCCCAGCGUGGCCGUGUCGCCGUGGAGACGCUGUGGAAAGAUCCACCGUUUACCAAAAACAAGUCUGAGAAGAAAGAAACGGAGAGCAACGAUGACUCGAGAAGCUGAGACGACACGAGUAACACACACACACUCUUUACAUGUUUCGAUUGACAGUCACCUGGAUUCAUUUCUUUCCAUGUCAUGUUUUCACCACAUUCUGUCUUUCUUGUUCUUUAAACUCGUCUCUUGCUUCAGUAAAGAGGCCAAAUAAUGAACUUUAACACACAAAUUCCAUAUGGGUUUGACUUAUGGUUUGUUGUCCAUGUAUAAUAACAGUAAUAAUAACAUGCUGUAUAUACUGUAUGUGAGGAUUUAU
Molecule: messenger RNA, 987 nt
Organism: Solea senegalensis (Senegalese sole)
Lineage: Eukaryota; Metazoa; Chordata; Actinopteri; Pleuronectiformes; Soleidae
Gene: apoob
Product: apolipoprotein O, b
Exons: 9
Coding region: 69-737 (222 amino acids)
Biological process (GO): cristae formation
Cellular component (GO): MICOS complex
Source: RefSeq, a predicted model, not a curated record